CUCCUUCGGGCCCACGCUGUAUGCGGAGCCGCUACUGCCGCCAGCUGCAGCACGCCCUGAGCUUUCGUUUCCCGCUGCCGACGCGCCGCCCGCUUCUCUUCUGCCCGCACCGCCUCAUGAAGCCGCUGGUCGUGUUCGUCCUCGGAGGGCCGGGAGCCGGCAAGGGGACCCAGUGCACCCGCAUCGUGGAGAAAUAUGGCUACACACACCUUUCUGCAGGAGAACUUCUUCGAGAUGAGAGAAAGAACCCGGAUUCCCAGUAUGGUGAACUCAUUGAAAAGUGCAUCAAAGAAGGAAAGAUUGUACCAGUUGAGAUAACCAUCAGCUUGUUGAAAAGGGAAAUGGAUCAGACAAUGACUGCUAAUGUCCAGAAGAAUAAAUUCUUGAUUGAUGGAUUUCCAAGAAACCAAGACAACCUUCAAGGUUGGAACAAGACUAUGGAUGGGAAGGCAGAUGUAUCUUUCGUCCUGUUUUUUGACUGUAACAAUGAGAUUUGUAUUGAACGAUGUCUUGAGAGGGGAAAGAGCAGUGGUAGAACUGAUGACAACAGAGAAAGCUUGGAAAAGAGAAUUCAGACCUACCUGCAAUCAACAAAGCCAAUUAUUGACUUAUAUGAGGAAAUGGGGAAAGUCAGGAAGAUAGAUGCGUCCAGGUCUGUGGAGGACGUUUUUGAUGCAGUUGUAAAGAUUUUUGACAAAGAAGGCUAACUUGACCCCUGAAGGCGUCCUUGGAAUCAUGCUUGAAUAUUGCUUUGAUAGCUGCUGUCACAACCCCCUCUUAAGGCAAUUUUGAUCUUUCAUAAUUACAUCUCAAUUAAUGGCUGGAAAGUGUGUAGUAAGACAGAUUAAACUUUUACCUUCAGGG
This is a messenger RNA of Echinops telfairi (small Madagascar hedgehog), 864 nucleotides long. RefSeq names its product cytidine/uridine monophosphate kinase 1 (gene CMPK1). Bases 21 to 707 code for a protein of 228 amino acids. Gene Ontology annotation, cellular component: cytoplasm; nucleus. NCBI's taxonomy places the organism in Eukaryota, Metazoa, Chordata, Mammalia, Afrosoricida, Tenrecidae. Gene Ontology annotation, biological process: CDP biosynthetic process; UDP biosynthetic process; 'de novo' pyrimidine nucleobase biosynthetic process. Gene Ontology annotation, molecular function: ATP binding; UMP kinase activity. The record is from RefSeq and is a predicted model, not a curated record. The transcript has 6 exons.